UAUCAAGAUGGCGGUCGGACAGCAAGCCAAGAGCUCCGUGGUGCUCUCCUCUGUCCUGCUCCAGCUGGUUUUCUAUAUUACAGGAAUCUACUAUGUCAUUUACUUCCUGUCUUCUGUCAGCCUAAUCAUCUACAAGAGCUACGUGCUGAGCUACCCCGAUAGGCACCUGGCAGUGGACCUGUUCCUCCUCUUCAUCAUGGCUGUGCUGGAGGGCCUACGUCUCUACUGGGGUGUGUGCGGUAACCUGACGGAGAGUGAGGGCUACAUCAGCAUGAAUCUGGGCUCCACAGUGGGCUCCGUCAUGCUGGCUGUCUACUUCCUGGUGUGGCAGUCCUACGUGCUGCGCGCCGAUGUCAUCAUCAACGGCAUCCUCCUGGCCGGCUACGGCCUCAACGGCCUGCUGGGACUCUUCACCUUUGCCCGCUUCAGCAGUGUCUACACCUGAGAGGGUCUUUCAGCUUCCCAUGAUGCUCUCUGCUGAGGUGCUGCUGUAGUGACCUGGGCAGGCCUGUCCGUCACCUACGAGCUGAGAGAGAUGUGUGUGUGUGUUGUGUGUGUGUGUGUGUGUGUGGUGCCUAAGGACUAGAGAGGCUGUGCUAAGUGCUGAAGAAGUACUCAGAGAGUACUCGUGCUGUUGAGGUGCCCUUUUGAGAAGUGAUGCGAUACAUAAUUAACACGGCUUGGCUCGAGUCCAGAGGCUAGAGCACUGGAAUUCAUGUAUUUGUAUCGGUUUUACAGCAGCCUUGGCCUUCCUAACCACGACAGAAUCAUGGUUUUCAGGACGGAUUCAAAGGAGCCUGUAGUAGAAUUUCUUCUUUCAAGCCCGAUUUUAAGAUUAUUUUCUUUGAGUGAACCCAAAUCAGUUUUGUCUAAUCAGGGGAAGAUGGAUAACUGCCACGGAUCAGCUCCAGUAGUUUCCAGACUCACCUGCAGGAAGAGUGAGAGACUGACAUUGUGCCUGUAUGAAUCUGAUAAGAUGUUCAUGUAGACAUAUAACUGUAUAUACGUCUCAUCUGUGGUUUUUUUUACUGUACAAUACAUUUUCCAGAUUUCUA
Molecule: messenger RNA, 1055 nt
Organism: Alosa alosa (allis shad)
Lineage: Eukaryota; Metazoa; Chordata; Actinopteri; Clupeiformes; Clupeidae
Product: transmembrane protein 80-like
Exons: 6
Coding region: 8-445 (145 amino acids)
Biological process (GO): non-motile cilium assembly
Cellular component (GO): ciliary transition zone
Source: RefSeq, a predicted model, not a curated record